UACUGUCGUCAAUUUCUGCGGUAGGGUACGCUAACGAGUAAUGAUUGUUAUCAUUAAUUAUAAAUUUUAAAUUAAAAUAUCUAUAAAAAUUACAAUUAGUUUCAUUAAAAUAAUUGAAAAUUAUUUUUAAAAUUUUAGGCUAAUUUUGUUGGGCCCAAACUAAAGCCCAAUAAAUUCCAAGAAUCUGUAACAAACAGCCGUCGUGCUCCGCCAUCCGCCGCCUCCAAUGGCUGCACGACUCUCACCUCGAACCAUCGGAACCUUUCUCCGCCGCCACCUCACCACUACAAGCAUUCUUCAACACAGGUCUACUCCGCCGCUCUCAUCCGAUCCGACUCCUCCGCCGCCGCCCGAACUCCCAAAGCCUCGCACGCGAACUCCGCUCGAAAAACAAUUCGAGACAUGGAUCGAAAACCUAAAGCCCGGCUUCACUCAAUCCGACGUCGACGAAGCCCUCCGGUCUCAAUCCGAUCCCGACCUCGCCCUCGACAUCUUCCGGUGGACGGCUCAGCAGCGAAAUUACAAGCACGACAGUGUUACCUACCUCACGAUGAUCGAGAUUUCGGUUACUGGUAAGCGUUACCGUGCGGCAGAGACUUUAAUAGAAGAAGUCCUGGCCGGCGCCUGCCCCGCCGAUCUUCCGCUGUACAACGCGAUGAUCAAAUUCUGCUGCGGCCGUAAGUUCUUAUUCAAUCGCGCCUUUGAUAUUUAUAAGAAGAUGUUGAAAUCCGAGGGUGCAAAACCUAAUUUGGAAACGUACGCAUUGCUUCUGAAUUCACUGUUGAGGAAAUUCAAUAGAGUAAAUGUCUGCUAUGUAUACAUGCAUCCUGUUAGAUCACUAGCUAAGCAAAUGAAGGCAGCAGGUGUAAUUCCAGACACAUUUGUGCUGAACAUGAUCCUCAAAGCUUAUUCCAAAUGCCUCGAAAUGGACGAGGCGAUUCGUGUGUUUCGUGAGAUGGGAUUAUACAGUUGCGAGCCGAAUUCGUAUACCUACAGCUAUUUGAUGAGAGGAUUGUGCGAGAAGGGAAGAGUGAAUCAAGGAUUGGCUUUCUACAAAGAGAUGAGGAGCAAAGGCUUGGUGCCAAAGAGUAGUACUUAUAUGAUCUUGGUCUGCAGUUUGGCUAUGGAGAGGAGGUUCGAGGAAGCAAAUGAAAUCGUAUUCGACAUGUUGGGGAAUUCGGUGACCCCUGAUUUGUUGACAUACAAGACAUUAUUGGAAGAACUUUGUAGGGACGGGAGGGGAAAUGAUGCAUUCGAAAUUCUCGAAGAAUUCAGGAAGCGUGAUACAUUUAUGAAUGAGAAGACAUACAGCACGUUGUUGAAUACACUGCAUUUCCUGAGCCGGGAUAGCUAGCUGUUACGAUGUUUGACAUGGCAUUGAUACAAGAUAUUUGAGAAAACACCUCUGUAAAGAUUUGCUGAUUCGGGAGUGCUGUAUGAAGAGGUCGAAUUGAAAUUUGAUUGAGCCCGUGACCAAAGUUAUAUUUCACCAAGUUGGAGGGAUCACUCUGCUCUAUAACUUCGUUUAUCGUUUACAUCUGUAAGUCAUCUUCUUCAUCAGCCGAUGAUCUUUACACGCCUGAGUACUUAGAAUUA
Messenger RNA from Andrographis paniculata, 1596 nucleotides. Its product is annotated as pentatricopeptide repeat-containing protein At3g25210, mitochondrial. The transcript has 2 exons. The record is from RefSeq and is a predicted model, not a curated record. NCBI's taxonomy places the organism in Eukaryota, Viridiplantae, Streptophyta, Magnoliopsida, Lamiales, Acanthaceae. Gene Ontology annotation, molecular function: protein binding. Bases 227 to 1354 code for a protein of 375 amino acids.